CAAUGGAAUAUAUUGCUGUAAAUAUACACCCAAGUCAUAAGGAAGUGACUCUUUAGUAGCCUGUUUUUCCACCGUAGAGGACAAAGGUGUUUUGAGGAGUUUGCAAAGAUGCAACUUCUGAGAGCUUUGAAACCCAGCACCGUUUGUCCACAUAUGUACUGUAGGAAGUGACUGCAGCUCUGCCUCCAACAUGAGUCAACAUAGAGACUCUGGUGGUAGACAUGGAGAUACAAGAUCAACAUCCCAGAAAGGGAGAUCAAACACGUCUGCACCCAGCUGUGUGUCCAUGAAGAGUGAUCGGUCAAAGGAGGACUAUAUCAACUUCAGUGAGGGACAAAGUCAUCCAGAUCCCAGACCAACAACCCAGAAAGGGAGAUCAAACACGUCCGCACCCAGCUGUGUGUCCAUGAAGAGUGAUCGGUCAAAGGAGGACUAUAUCAACUUCAGUGAGGGACAAAGUCAUCCAGAUCCCAGACCAACAACCCAGAAAGGGAGAUCAAACACGUCUGCACCCAGCUGUGUGUCCAUGAAGAGUGAUCGGUCAAAGGAGGACUAUAUCAACUUCAGUGAGGGACAAAGUCAUCCAGAUCCCAGUGUCCAACAGGAAGAACAAACAGUUCAUCCAUCCUUCAGCAAAGUUAAUCGAAAAGAAUUGUCUACUGUAUUCAAGGAGCUUGAACACAAAGUCAUCACUUUCAUGACGAAUGAACUAAAGAGACUCAAGUCGUUCCUGACUCAUGAUUACCCAGAAUCCCCUUGUAAUGAGGAGGACUACCAGAGAGACACCAGGGAUGGAGCUCUGAAGAUUGCAGUGCAAAUCCUGAGGAACAUGAACCAGGAGAUCAUUGCUCAACAGCUGGAGAAAUGUGGACUGUUUCCUAAAUGUCAAGAAGCGCUCAAACAUAGUCUAAAAGAGAAGUUUCAGAGAAUAUUUGAAGGUGUGCCUAAGCUAGGAAGCCCUACUCUUCUGGAUAAGAUCUACACAGAGCUCUACAUCACAGAGGGGGAAAGUGUAGAGGUCAAUACUGAACAUGAGGUCAGACAGAUUGAGAUGGCAUCUAAGAGACAAAUAACAAUGAGGGAAACACCAAUCAAAUGUACUGAGAUCUUCAGGCCCUUACCUGGACAAGACAAGCUCAUCAGAACUGUGCUGACAAAGGGAGUUGCUGGCAUUGGAAAAACAGUCUCUGUGCAGAAAUUCAUUCUGGACUGGGCUAAAGGAAAAGCCAAUCAGAAUAUUCUCUUCAUAUUUCCUCUUCCUUUUCGGGAGCUGAACUUGAUUAAAGAGAAGAAAUACACCCUUAUCGAUGUCAUCCAUCACUUCUUCUCUGAAACAGAAGACUUUGCCUUCUCCAACCAGGACAGAUACAAUAUUGCCUUCAUCUUUGAUGGUCUUGAUGAAAGCAGACUUCCUCUGGAUUUCCAGCACAAUGAAUGCAUCUACAAUGUAUCAGAACCUGCCUCAGUGGACGUCCUUCUCACAAACCUCAUCAAGGGGAAUCUGCUUCCCUCUGCUCUUGUGUGGAUCACCUCCCGACCAGGAGCAGUCAAUCAAAUCCCUCCUGAGUGUGUUGACCAGGUGACAGAAGUCCGGGGUUUUAAUGACCCUCAGAAGGAGGAGUACUUCAGGAAGAGAAUCACAAAAAAGAAACUGGCAAAGAGAAUCAUCACACACCUGAAGUCUUCCAGGACCCUCUACAUCAUGUGUCACAUUCCAGUCUUCUGUUGGAUGGCAGCCACCGUUCUGGAGUACAUACUGACUAAAGCAGAGAGUGGAGAGAUUCCAACGUCUUUGUCUCAAAUGUACACACACUUCCUGAUCAUACAAACCAAACACAUGAGUCAGAAGUAUGGAAAUCGUGAUGCGGAUGCACUCUGGAACCUGAAGACCAUUCUGUCCCUGGGCAAACUGGCUUUUCAGCAGCUGGAAAAGGGCAAUCUGAUCUUCUAUGAGGAGGACCUGAGAGAGUGUGGCAUUGAUAUCACAGAAGCAUCAGUGCACUCCGGGAUGUGUACCCAGAUCUUCAGGGAGGAGGCAGGGCUGUUCCAGGGGAAGGUGUUCUGCUUUGUUCAUCUGAGUAUUCAGGAGUUUCUAGCAGCUUUAUAUGUGUUUCUGCACUUUAGCAAGAGAGAGAGCAAUGUGCCUGAACAACACAACACCUCUCUGCUUUAUUCACUGCUCAGUGCUAACAAACUUCUUGACAUACAGCAGACUGCAGUGGAUCUGGCCUUAAGGAAUGAGAAUGGACAGCUCGAUCUUUUCCUGAGGUUUCUUCUGGGCCUCUCACUGGAGUCCAAUCAGAAACUCUUACAAGAUCUGCUGCCACAGACAGGAUGCAGCUCACUGAACACAGAGGAAACAGUCAAAUACAUCAAGAAGAAGAUCAGAGAAGACCCCAACCCAGAGAGAUGCAUCAACCUGUUCCACUGUCUGAAUGAACUGAAUGACCACUCUCUGGUGGAGGAGGUCAAUGGCUACUUAAGGAAGGGAAAAGGAGCCAGACAGGAUCUCUCUCCCUCCCAGCUGUCAGCUCUGGCCUUUGUGCAGCUGAUGUCAGACCAGGAACUGGAGGAGUUUAACCUGGGGGAUUAUGGGGGAGGGGGAUCACCUGCCAGAUCAGAUGUAGGUCUGAUAAGGAUGCUGCCCGUGGUCGAAGCAUCAAGAAGUGUGAAGCUGGUAAAUUGUAACAUCACAAAGAAGAGCUGUGCAGUUUUAUCUUCAGCUCUCUGCUCAAACUGUUCCAGUCUGAGACAGCUGGACCUGACUGAUAAUUAUCUGGGAGAUUCAGGAGUGGAGCUGCUUUCUACUGGUCUGGAACAUCCAGACUGUAGACUGGAGAAACUAGAGCUUUUGGGUUGUAAACUCACAGAGAAAAGCUGUGCAGCUUUAUCUUCAGCUCUCAGCUCAAACUCUUCCAGACUGAGACAGCUGGACCUGGGUGACAAUAAUCUGGGAGAUUCAGGGGUGGAGCUGCUUUCUACUGGUCUGAAGCAUCCAAACUGUAGCCUGGAGAAACUGGGACUGAUGGAUUGUAAACUCACAGUGAAGAUCUGUGCAGCUUUAUCUUCAACUCUCAGCUCAAACUCUUCCAGUUUGAGACAGCUGGACCUGAGUGGCAAUAAUCUGGGAGAUUCAGGAGUGAAGCUGCUUUGUACUGGUCUGAGGCAUCCAAACUUUAGACUGAAGAAUCUGGAGCUGGUGGAUUGUAACAUCACAAAGAAGAGCUGUGCAGCUUUAUCUUCAGCUCUCUGCUCAAACGUUUCCAGUCUGAGACAGCUGGACCUGAAUAACAAUAAUCUGGGAGAUUCAGGAGUGGAGCUACUUUCUACUGGUCUGAAGCAUCCAAACUGUAGCCUGGAGAAACUGGGGCUGAUUGAUUGUAACAUCACAAAGAAGAGCUGUGUACCUUUAUCUUCAGCUCUCAGCUCAAACUCUUCCAGUCUGAGACAGCUGCACCUGAGUGACAAUUAUCUGGGAGAUUCAGGAGUGGAGCUGCUUUCUACUGGUCUGGUGCAUCCAAACUGUAGACUGGAGAAACUGGGUCUGAGGUGCUGUGGCCUUACAGUGAGGAGCUGCUAUACUUUAGCUUCAGCUCUCAGAUCAAACCUCUCCAGUCUGAGAGAGCUGGACCUGAGAGGAAACAACCUGCAGCAGUCUUAUGUGGAGCUGCUUUCUGCUCUACAGAAAGAUCCUGAAUAUAGGCUGACUGAACUAGAGUAUUAACUGGGCAGCCAUCAAUCAUCCACCAGUCUGACUGGAGCAGAGCUGCUGCAGAUGCUGCAGUUUCCAGACACUCAGUACCAGAUGAUCAUCCAGCUGCCCCACGGAUCAGCACUGUGUGUCUACCUGUCCACUGCUACUUUUGAAAGGGUUAUUUAGUUUUCUAGUGAUACAUAAUCACCAUCUCUAAACUGAUUAAACUACUGCUACACGUUAAAGGGUUGUUGUUAUCUAGUGAUUUAUAAUCAGAAUUACGAAUCACCAUUUGUAAACGGAUACAUUAUUUUUUUUUAACUGCAUUGAUGUCAGGUAACAUGCUUAGUCUGAUUUUAUUUAAUGAAUGAAAUAUAGUGUCAUGAGCGCCAUUAAACUUUAUUUUGUCACACA
This is a messenger RNA of Clupea harengus (Atlantic herring), 4108 nucleotides long. RefSeq names its product NACHT, LRR and PYD domains-containing protein 3-like. Bases 191 to 3724 code for a protein of 1177 amino acids. NCBI's taxonomy places the organism in Eukaryota, Metazoa, Chordata, Actinopteri, Clupeiformes, Clupeidae. The transcript has 15 exons. The record is from RefSeq and is a predicted model, not a curated record. Gene Ontology annotation, molecular function: protein binding.